Messenger RNA from Durio zibethinus, 669 nucleotides. The record is from RefSeq and is a predicted model, not a curated record. Lineage: Eukaryota; Viridiplantae; Streptophyta; Magnoliopsida; Malvales; Malvaceae.
AUGUCAACGAAGGGAUUUCUGGUGCUCCUCUUGCCUGAGCCUCUAACCUGGCUAUGGUUACGUAUCGGUUUGGAAGGUGAAAAUAACGGAAUCUCAAGAGUGGAACGGGUCAAUACCCUCACCCGCUCUCUCUCUUCAAGAAUAGAAUCCCUUUGCUAUUGGUUAAAGCCCAGAACCAGACAGAACAAUAACACAAAAGAAGAAAUAUUUAAACCAACUCCAAGAAAAAAUAUGGAGCAGCACAAGAGGAGUUGUCGACAGGGGACAAAGAAAGUUCUGCUAGGCAUGAGUAAUAAAUCCGGUGGUAGCGGUAUAGAAGGGGUCGUUGUGUGGGGUGGAGCCUUGGCUAUUGCAAGCCUGGUAGCUUUUACGAUCAAGAAAGGCAGUAGGAAAGAUGGCAAUAAGGAUACAACGAAUUUGGCAGCUAUCGACUCUUGCAGGAAGGAAGAACAUGAAACUGAAGGGCUAUCUUUUAUCCUUCAGGAGGAUUCCUCUUCAACUCUACAUCAAAAUUCAUGUUGCACAAACCAUGGAACAUCAGAGAUUGGUAUCACCCAAAUCGAAGCAUGCGAAUUGGUCUCGAUCCAAAGUUUGAUCACCUCGGUAACAAGACCCCAUUCCAUUGCUGCGUUUGCAACUUUUUUUUUUAAUUUUUAUAUUAAGUCAUAA